AUGGCUGCAAUAGUAUGGGCCUUUGAUUCAGAACCCUUUAAUGAGCCACACAAUCCAGCAACAAAGGCCGACGAAAUGACGCUCAUCGUAGCCGCUUACAUUGUUUUGGCAGAAAAACGAAAAAAAAGGACACGAAUGUGGAUUCGACCCUACCUAAGUAGGCGUGAUACUUUGGAUUCCGUAGACAAGGAAUUAAUGCUGGAUAAAUACUUAUUUAAAAAUUUUACAAGAAUGUCUAAGAGCGACUUGAAAUUUCUUGUGAACAGAAUUGGACCAAACAUACAAAGGCAAGAUACAAACAUGAGGAAUGCAAUACCUGUGACUACAAGAUUAGCAAUAACUCUACGUACGGUAUUUAGCGACUGGAGAUUCUUUUAA
This is a messenger RNA of Parnassius apollo (apollo), 378 nucleotides long. The record is from the annotation of a GenBank genome assembly. Lineage: Eukaryota; Metazoa; Arthropoda; Insecta; Lepidoptera; Papilionidae.